Molecule: messenger RNA, 8244 nt
Organism: Monodelphis domestica (gray short-tailed opossum)
Lineage: Eukaryota; Metazoa; Chordata; Mammalia; Didelphimorphia; Didelphidae
Gene: LEKR1
Product: leucine, glutamate and lysine rich 1
Source: RefSeq, a predicted model, not a curated record
UGAUGCAGAGGAAGGAGCACGUCCUGGGCCGAGGUGCUGCCUUGGGCCUCAAUUUUCCUAUAUGCCCAAUAGGGAAAAGGGGGCUGCGUGACGCACCGAAAAGGGCCUACGAACAUAAGCCGAGCUCAGCUUGGUGCACCUCCGCCCUCCUCCGCAGCGCCCUUCACUUCCCCUCUUCAUUCAUUUCCAGCCUCUGCCACCCGUCACGCCUGCCCCCAACGACCCCGCUGUGAGCAUGCGCACACAUAACACCCAUUGUUUCCGAGUCCGAAAGGAUCUGCAAGCGCAAUUUCGCCAGCGGAGGCGGGCGGAGGCGUGGACCUUGGCGUCACCACGUCUUGACGUCUCUCCGGGAGCGCGGUUGCCUGGGUGACCGGGAAAGCCGUUUCCGACCCAGAGGAGCAGAGGUCGAGAUUAUUUACCUCCUGACUUCUAUAAGUGUGUCUUGGGAAAGCAUGGACCGACAUAUUCCUAUACAUGCAUUGCCUGACGAAAUUCAAAAGAUGUCCCGUGAUGAGACAGUUUGUAAAUAUUGUGGCGUCAGCUAUCUGAUCCUCCAUGAAUUUAAGCUUAUGGAAGAGAAAAUGAAAGCAAUGGAAGCAGAUAUGAAAUUUUAUCAAGGAAGUGUCGACCGUGAGAAGUCUCUCCAAGAAAGGCUAAAAUCUCUUGAGCAAGAUUUUCAGAACUCCAAGACUAAUGGUGAAGCUCAAGCAGAAAGAAUUAGAGAUUUGAGCACACAAUUAGAAAACCAACAAAAAAGAUUUCAGAGUGUGAAUGAAGAACUGAGACAUUUUCAAGAUGAGCUAAAAGUCGCACAUAGACAGUCACAACAGUACAGGAAGAAUUUGGAGCAGCAUCAUGCCAUCAACAGGAAGACUCUCAUCUUACUGAAGUUUUCUAGGCGAGAGCUAGCGAGCAUUAAAAAUGAAGUCACGUACACCCUCCAGAACCUGACUUACCUGAACGAGGAAAUUGUGUUCCAGAUUAAACACAUCAGUGAAAGAGCGGUUUUUACAGAAAUGACUAAACUGAAUAAAACAUUAUCCUCAGUUCAGCGAGACAAGGACCGCCUAGAGGAAGAAGUGAAAAGUCUGAAGCUGGUGUCAGAUGCGGCUUUGUUGAAAUCACAACAGAUUCAGGCGAUAGGCCAGCAAGGAGUAGGCUUGCUGAACAGAUGCCAUGAACUUCAAAAGGAAGCAAUAGAAUUACAAAAUCAAAUAGAGGCCCUUGGAUUGAAGUUUCAGAAAGCAAAAGAUGAAGCUGAACAGUACAAAGAAAUGCUCAUGGUUAAGUCAGAUGAAGCUGAGGAGUACCAGAGAAAAUUUCGAAAACUGAAGUUCGAAAGCAACAUUUCUGAAACACGACAUGCUAGAGAACUAAAAGAGAAGGAAGACUCUUUGCUGGCUUGUCAACAAAUGUGCAAACAUUUACAGGAAGAAGUGGCUGCGAAAGAAAGGCUAGAAGAAAACUUGAAGAGAAAAAUCAGCCUCUCAGAGAACGAACUGGAUAUGAUAAAAGUUCUUCUGAAUCAGGCUCAGGAAGAGGUUGUGAACCUGAAAAAUGAAAGGGAGUUAAUGGUGAUUUCACAUAAGAAUAGAAUUGAGCAGCUGCAGGAAAACUUCAGACAGAAGAUGCUGAGUGAUGAGAACUGGAGGGAGAAGCUUGAAUCUGAACUUAAUAAAGAGCGACUCCGACAUGCAGCAGAGUGCCAGGAGCUAACUCUUCGGAUAAAGGAAGAAGCCAAACUGGAACUUGCCAUUGAAAAGGAAAAACACCAAGAAAUAAUAAAACAGUAUCAGAGAGAACAAGAGAAGCUUCAGAAGAAGAUAAACGACUUAAUAGACAAUGCUACCCAUGAUCUGAGGAGGGAAGUGGCCCUUCUAGAGAAGAAGCUCCAGGAAACCCAGAUGCAGUUUUCUGAAAAAGUGGCAGUGAAAGAAGCAGAAAUCCAAGGCCUUAAAGCUUUGGUGAUGGAUUUUGAAUCCCGCCUGAGGAAGGAGAUGAACAAUAAUGACUCCAUUUCAGAGGAUUUGAGGAAGGAGAUAAAACAGAAAUCAGAUGAAUUAGAAAAAAUCACCCAGGAGCAUACCCAGCUCAUGCAGCAGUUUAAUCAGGCCCAGGAAGAGAACACUUUUCUUCAGGAAACAGUGCGGAGGGAGUGUGAAGAACGCUUUGAACUGACUGAAGCUCUUUGCCAGGCUAGAGAACAACUCCUGGAACUCAAGAAGCUCGAUGGGAAUUUCCCAUUAUCCCGGAGUUCUCUCAGUCAGGGCAACCUAACCUCCUCGGCUCUGGUGGUCAGUAAUGGAGAAAGAAGUCUGAUGAGCACAGCCCCAGGAAAAGGAGCCAGAAUCCCCGUCCUGCAUUACAUCCCCAAGUCAUCACCUAAUUCCUCAUACUCGAAUCAGGGCCCAGGUGGUAGCAAUGGGAUCUUACCCAUCCCCAAACCUCCCAAGGGAAAGGCAUCUUCAGUAAAUGAAACACGGCACAGGAUAGCUGGGAUACUGAAGAGUAGGCUGAGUCAGCAUCGACCUGGCUGGGAUUAGCUGGUCCAUGUAUAAAGUUCGAUGUCAAGUAUCGGAGUGGUCCCUUCGCUUGAAGGAGUUAGCGUUGUUUAGGUUUAAACUUAAAUUCUCAAGCAAUUAUGAGACAAGAUCAGCCCAAGAUAUCAAAGGGACAUAGAAGUUGAGAGGGGCAGUCAGCAUCUGUGUCUUUGUGAAGGGCCAGAUUUUCAGAGAUUUUCAGGCUUUGAAAGCCUGCUGCUCCAUUUAAAAAUUAUUAAUCAGUGUGUAAUAAAGUAGUCACGUUUUCCAAGAGCCUGAGAGCUAAAUUCAAAAGCUGCACAGGAAAUCAAGUAGUGGGCCGCCCAACAGACCACUUGACCCCAGCAGAUACAAGUUUAGAGAUCACAGCAGAAAUUUUCCCCCUAUCGAAUCUUUUCUAUCUCUUGUAAUUCACGGAGGUAGAUCUCUACCCCCCAAAUGAGAAAGGUAGUGCUUCCUAGUUGUGAAGAGUAUCCUAAUAAUUGAAUGAUCACUCGUGGAGGGAAGGAAAGCCCGUUAGCCUUCUAGAGAUAAUUGCCAAGAAUUUUACUUGAAGUAUUUUCGGAGUUCACGAUCAUCACUGUCACAAGUGUGCCUCCUCUCUGUGCCUUAAGCCCUUAGGGAUGUACAUGGAAAGCCGCCAUCGCCAUCGCCUAGGUGUUGAUGUUUUUCUGUUCAAGCCAAGCAAGAAAAGUAAGUAGCAGCUAGGGAGCUGGGCAUCUGUGUGAACCAGGCUGACAAGUCUGCAGAGAAAGAGCGAGACCUCGAACACAAGAAAAUAAUGACGUUGAUUUUCAUAGGCAAAACAUUUUUUAUAGGUAGUUUUCAGUAAAUGCGAUUUUGUACUCAGAGUUGUUUAUGUUUAAGCUUCAAUUCUCAAACAAUUGUGAGAGAGGAUUUCACUCAAGACAGCCAAAGGGGUUUAGAAAGAAAGUGAGAGGGGCAGGCAGUAGCCUUGUCUUCUGACUCCUGGCAGUUCCUUUUACUGUUCUCAGGCUGGAUUAGUAUCAACAGAAACAAGGCCAAAGAUUUUAGCCCUGCUUAAAAUGGCCAGAUUCUAGGUACGCUUCAACACUUUCUUAUCACCCUCUGCUCUGGUCGUUUUUUAAUUCUCAUCUUUCUCUUCUUCUCUCCUCCAAGAAGAAUCCAUCUUCCAAUAAAAUUUCCCUUUAAAUCUUUCAUUAGCUACGACAUCAAGAAGUUCUAGCCUUCAAGGCCCUAGGCUGGAAUGAUAUUAACAGAUCUGUAAUAAAUCAUUUCCAUGCUCUUAUACCUGCCUAUGGUAUUUGCCCUUGUUAUUGAUGAGUAAAGGUGCCUUGAAUCCUACCCUGUACAAGAAUGAAGGAAUGAGGGGCAGCUGGGUAGCUCAGUGGGUUGAGAGUCAGGCCCAGAGAUGGGAGGUCCUGAGUUCAAAUCUGGCCUCAGACACUUCUCAGCUGUGUGACCCUGGGCAAGUCACUUGACACCCAUUGCCUAGCCCUUACUGCUCUUCUGCCUUGGAACCAAUAUACAGUAUUGAUUCCAAGAUGGAAGGUGAGGGUUAUUUAAAAAAAAAAAGAAUGAAGGAAUGGCUCAAGCAAAUGGCCACCAUCUCCAUUCUCUCAGUCUUAGAGACUUUUGCUAACAGAGCCACAGGACUAAUUUCUACACAAGGUACAGAGAACCCCCUGAGAGCAGGGUAUUCUUUUGUCCUUGAGUAUAACAAAUAGUGACCCCCAAACACAUCCAUACAUCCUUCAAUGUGCUUCAUUCUUGGCAUUCCAAGAAGAAAUGCUAUAAACACUAUUGCUACAUAACGGGGUAAUAUUGUAACGAAUUCCAGGGAACUGUUCAAAUUUGUCCUACUAGAGUCUGUUUUUAGGAGGGUGGAAUAUAUUUAAGAUGCUAGUCAUUGGCUAGUGCUUAGAAAUCUUUAUUUUACAGAGAGUGGUUUUCAUUCCAAUGACAUUUGGCCUAAACUAAGAGUUUUAGAAUUUUAGCUGGCAGGAACUGUUUAGGCCUUCUAAUACACUUGACUUUAGGGAGCAAAACUGGAAUUUAGAAUGAAAAAAGGACCAUAGAGGUCCUUCAAGUCCAACUCCUUUAUUUUACAGGCUUAGAGGCAGGGGUAGCUAGAUGGCUCAGUGGAUUGAGAGCCAGGCCUAAAGGUAGGAGGUCCUGGGUUCAAAUCUGGCCUAUGUGACCUUGGGUACGUUAUUUAACCUCUAAUGCCUAACCCUUACCACUUUUGGAACCAAUACAAAGUAUUCUAAAACAGAAGGUAAGGGUUUAAAAAAAGAUUUAGGGGCCCAGACAGAUUAAGUGAAUUGCCAAGAUCAUAAGUAACAGAGUUGGGAUUGGAACUCAGGUCUCCCAACCAUAAAUUUACAAGUAAAUCUCUAAUCUACAAAUUUGUGUCUUCAUUUGGAUGAGAAAACUCAAGUCCACAGAAGGCAAAAACUUCACCUAAAUCAUACAAAUAGUUAGGCAACAGAACCAAAGAGAGAGUCCAAUUCUCCUGCCUUCUGGUCAGUUUGUUUCCCUUUUAUUGUGGGUUAUAGAGCUAUCUGUAAAUUAAAACUGUUCAUUGAAAGGGAGGGCACCAGGUGAAAUGAUAAUCUAGCCCAAUCUCAACUCUUAUUGUCAUAAGAAUAUAGAUAAUCUCUUUAUCCUGUGAAAAUAACUCCCAUGUUGUAUGCUAAGUUCUUUUUGCUUUGUCUUGACACCUACAUUUUGAUUCUGUUCCUAGGAUCCCAAAGGAGAGGAUAGAGUCUCUUAAAUUUUCAUAGGUUAGAAACUUGAUUUUAAGCAGAGAAGGGAAUUGCCAACAAAUCUUGGCUUCUGUAUUCCAUUUCUAUCCAAUUCGAUGAGCACUUGUGAAAUUCGUACUAGAUAUGCAAGAAAAUACAAAGACAAAAAUGGAACAACCCUUACCCUCAAGGAGCUUACAUUCUACUGGAACUGCUGCUAACCCCUUGCUUUAUGAGGAACUUGUAGCAAGUGAGGUUUACAUGCUAUAAAAAUCAACCUCAGAACAGACUGCAGAAUUCCUGCUAGAUCAUCCUAUUCAUCCCAUGUUUGCAGAGGCAUUUCUAUAAAAUUAACAAUUGACAAUAUAGUUUUCAUAAUUAUAAACCAUCUGAACACCACUAUCUGAGCUCUGUACUUACAUCAUUUGAAGGAGAAGGUUUAAGGGAGAAAAAAAAGCCAUGGAAAUUAAACAAGCAAACUGAGGGAUAAAAGGAUAGUAAGGAAAAACAAUUUAGUGGCUUCCCUAGAUCCCUCCCCCAGGUAGUGACCUGCUGGUACCAAACAGUAACACAAAAUAUAUUCUCGUCAGGAAAUCCCCUAGUCACAUCCAACCCUCCAAUGUACACAGAAGGUCAUCAUUCCUCUAAACCCAUGCUCCCUAAAGACCUAAACUUUCCAGUGACCUCAGUGGAAGAUUUAUGCAUGUAUGGAGAAGAGAGCAUCACUUUGGAAAUUUACACAUGUUCAGAGAAUUGAGCAUUCACCAUUGAAAUGCUAAAAGGAAAACCAUUUUAUUUUCCCUGGCAUUAGGGUUAUUUUUUCCUUUUUUAAAAUGAAAAUUAAUGGGUUCUUUCAUGCAAUUUUUAACUUCCUGAAUAAGAGCACUGAAUAUUUUGCUCAGAACUACUUAAAAUUUCUCCUUUCUGGUGAUAGAAUUGACUGGAAAUCACAUUAAUAUUUUAAAUUAUGUAAGAUUAAGAUGCUAAUGUUCCAUUAGCCUCUAAAAGUCUUUGAAUCAUUUGUAGUCUUUAAAAGUCAUUAUCAAUUAUAAAAAUAGCAAAGUUCUCUGACUAUGGUAUAAAUGUUAUCAAACUUUAUCACCUAAGUGCACCCAUCAGUCUAUCAGUUUUAUGUGACUUUAAGGGAUAAAACUGAUAUGCCUACCUAAAUUGCCAAAACAAUUAAUGCCCAGUAGCUGAAAGCACCCAACUGAAAUCCUUUGGUCUUUAUGUAUUGCAAGAAUCUGAAUUAGUUUGGGUUGACGGUUCACAAGUUCUGUUAUUUGUAUGGGCCAAUAAUCUCUUUCCCUCCAUGCUCUUUCUGAAGUAGAUCUAGGGUCGCAGCCAUUAAAGCAAACCUUCCCCUUAUCACCAAGGCCUGGGAACAUGCUCAGUACUUGACUCCAGGGUGGAAGUAACAAGCCCUCUAAAGGAAUAAACACCCCUUGGGUUUGAGCCAAGUCGCUUUCAUUCUUUGCCUGGAGAGCCUUUUCAAACCAUCAGCCCCAACUUGACUCUAAACAGGAUAAAUUUCUUGGCUCUAAGGGAAGACCCAGAUGAAGCAAACUCCCAAGUACUGACUAGUGCAUUCUUAGGAUUCAGAAGGAUCUUGGUUCAAGGGGAAACACUGUGGCACAGUUGUUGCAGUUAAGGGCUGUCUAGUGACUCCUAUCUUCACACAUUGUUAAAUCAUAGCAUCAUAGAUUUAAAGUUGGAAGGUCAUUUAGUCCAACUCCCUCAUCUAGAUAAUGAGAAAAUAGGAGACCACGGGUACCAGGUAACUUGCCUAAGGUCACACAGCUAGUAAGGGACAGAGCCAAGAUUCAAAUCCACGUUUUCCUACUCCAGACCCAGCCCUUCUGCAUCAUGCUCUUCCACAUAUAAAGGCAAUAAAAACUAAUCAACUAAAAGCAUCUGCCUUCAUCAGAACAUGGGAACCUGAUAUCCUGGGCCAGCAUACCCUAAUGUCCAUUGCACUCUGCAAAUGGACUCAUUAAUGACUUGAAACUAUGACUGAUGCAAUAAUAUUCCCAAAGUUGUGUCUCUAGUAUCUGAAGAGUUGCAUUUUUCAUCUUUAAGAUGUUAGCCUUAUAGAAAGAAAUCUUUAAGUUGUUGCUAAUGUGUUGUCUUCUUUAGGAUCUUCAAUAUGUAUAUUUAUGUACUUUAAAAUUCAAAUUUUCAUUUAGUGAGUUUCCCCGAUAGUGUCAUGGCCCUCUCAGGAAAGCAUUUUUUAUUGUAGCAUCUGUUGCAAUAAGGCAUAAUUCCUGAAUUCCAUAAUUCAUUUAGCACUCAUACAUGAUAGCACUUUGUAUCCACUGAGGGAUUAUAAUAUUUCAUUGGACACCCUUCACAAAAUCCUAUCAAAAUGAAAACUGAGAAGCCCCAAGAUGAACCAAGUUGCCCAAGAUAAAUAAUAGAUAUGAUCUCUGAAGAAUUUUUAAAUGGACAUAGGUUCUAUCUGUAUCCAGUGACUUUGAAGUUGAAGCUUCUUGCCCAUUUGACAAAUAAUUGAUCACCAACUAUGUGCAAGCAUUUUGCCAGGCAAUAUGGAAGAAUACAUGCAGCCUCUUCCCUUAAAAAGCUUACUACUCAUGGGGAUGAAAGAGCUAAACAAAUAAUACAAGAUAACAAAGAAACAUACCCCAGUAGAGAGGCCAUCGGAGGGUUGUGAGAAUUCAGAGGUGGGUGCUAUACUAUUACUUUCCAGCUGAAGUGAUCAGAGAUAGCUGCAUAAAAGUGAGGUAUUUGAACAUGACCUUGAAAUAUUUUGAAAGAGAUGGAAGAGGGAGAGCAUUCCAGACAGAGGAAACUAAACUAUGGAGUGAAAGCAGAGCAGUUAGUACUCUUUGGUGUAAUAGAAGUUCAGGAUGGAAAGGGUGGGUUGGCAUCAUGGAAGACAAUAGAAGAGAGAAGGAGGAGGAGGAGGAAGAGGAAGAGGAAGAGGAAGAGGAAGAGGAAGAAGAAGAAGAAGA